Messenger RNA from Schistosoma bovis, 6042 nucleotides. NCBI's taxonomy places the organism in Eukaryota, Metazoa, Platyhelminthes, Trematoda, Strigeidida, Schistosomatidae. The record is from the annotation of a GenBank genome assembly.
GUCUGAGCAAGAUUUAAUCUCUCAAGGUUGAUUUGGGAAGAUUAUUGUUAUGCCUUGUUUGUCGAGGAGAUUAUGCUUACAGUUUUACAAUGAGUCAGGGUCUAGAAACUCCAGUGGCUUUGGAACUAUUUUGCGAAAUGUUGGAAACGUUAAGUGAAAGACCAAUAAGUGGUAUUGUAUUGCUGCGUUGGUCUCGUUCGGAUAUAUUGUCUCUUAUGUUGAGCAUAAUGUCACUUAUUCUUAUAUCAUGUUCUGUUGCUUCAUACAGAUAUUCCUCCAGCUACUCCUGGAUAUCGAUUGCUGGGGAUUUGCUCUUUGUCCUCUUGUCAAGUAGCCUUUUGUUCUUAACGUUCUUAACGCGUUAUAAAAGGAUGAUUUCAUCUUGUACAAAGUUUAAGACAUUCUUAAGAUCUUCCGUCACUUGUCUUAGAAAUUUGAAGCCGAAUAUGCUUUCAUAUUCACCAUGUCUAAAUGGACUUUUAAAUGAGAUGGUUGGUUUGGAUACCCACCUUACUAUCCGAGAUGGAAAAAUCGUGGUCUUGCCUGCUGUUUUACUUGUUCCAGGUGAUGUUAUUAUUAUUAAACCAGGUCAGACAAUCUUCGCUUUCUGCAAACAAAUAAAUGAAAAUCACAUUUACUUUCCAGGUGAUGUUUAUGUCCCUCAGAAACUCAGUUGUAAUCUGAUAUCCACCUCGUUUACAUCCAUUCAAAAAUCAGAUGAGUCUGUGGUAGCCGUUGUCAUCCAUUCUCCUUUGGCUUCUUACCUUGAUAUCGCUUCUAGAUCAAGAGUUGAAAAUGGUUAUACGUUUCAACCGCUUGCUUAUAAAGUUGUGAAUACUGCAGUUUGGGUUUCUUUAAUUAUCAAGUGUUCUAUAACUUUCAUUUUUCUAACUUCAAUAUUUAUUUGCGCAUUACCUAUUGGUGAUCUUAGUCAUCAGUUUUAUCGCUUGCUAAUCUGGUUUGCCCACACUCUUGGUAUUGUUAUUGCUUCUUCGAGCUUCUCAUUGUAUUUCAUAUGGAUGAUCGCCACUGCUGUUGUCACAUUCCACUUCCAGAAUGUUCUUUCUAACUCUCAGGAUCAUUUUAAACUUAUUGAUGGCAAUGACUUCAAAUCUCCACAUGUAUUUUUCCAACCCAACAUGUCUAAGGCUUCCAAAUCAAACACGUUAACUUUUCACUCGUUUAUCUCCAAUCUUCGCUACUUUGGCUUUAUGUUUUACUUUCAGACGAACGUAGAUAUGGAAAAUAUUGUACUUACUUUGGGAACACUAAGUUCCGUGUGUUGUAUCAACCAAGAAGGUGUUAUAAGUCAGUCGUUACCAACUCCAGAGAAAAUGUUUUUCUUCCACAGACGCCAUCACAAUCAUCACCAUCAGGAGAGUUUUGGUACAAACAAGUCUCAAAAUGUCUAUAAAUCAAACUCAAAAGCGGAAGAACGUUUGGAUCAUCAAAAUUCUAAAUCAGGCCAACUAAACACGUCGGGUUUUCUGCGCACAAAAAAACAAUGUGUUGGACUUAAUCAAGGAGAACUUUGCAAGACUCAAAGUCCCAUCCAAAAUCAGCUACCCACUAACUGUGAUCCUAAUGAUACACCUGGUUUUCAACGAAGUGCUGUGUUCCCACUGAGCAGUUGUAUUGCACCGGUAGUUCUAGACUUACGAACCGAUUUUUAUCGACCCUUUUUAUCGCAUUUCGAAAGGCCGCGCUGGGAUCGUUUCCUUUCAUCGCUUAAACCAAUCGGUUUAUCGAUUCUUCUCAACAAUUGUCACUCUGCUAUUGCGAAACAGAGAAUUGGCUUUUUUGAAAAAGUAAAUGCAACUCAAAAAUAUUUCGAUUCUUCGUCAUGUAUUACUGCACUGCCGCUUACUUUCUGUCUGUGUGGUCUUGCUAGCCAGAUAGGAUUUCGUGAUGGUGCCUUAAGUGGUUUUGGCACUCAUGGAUGCUUGGGUGCUUAUUCUAUUUGCUCAGCCGCAUAUACUUCUAAUUCUAACGCUACUGAUGUGAAAAGUAAAUUAUCUUCCGAAGAAAUUCUCCCGACAAAAGAAAAUACAAAUUAUGACCGAAUUCAUUUGGCUUAUUGCUUUAGCUCUGUCUUCUCUGAUCCAAAUAUACAAAGUGGUUAUCAACUGCUCUCUCAAGGUACUGGUGAUAUUCUUGCUAGCUUGUGUUCUGAUGUUUGGGAUGGGCGGGAUAUCGUACCACUGUCAGAUAGAGAACGUGAACUAAUCUUGGGGUUCCACAAUCGUCAUCUGUCGUCUGCAUACUGUAUUGGAUUCGCUUAUUCUCCGUUGGUUGAUAAAAUUGAGGAAUCUUAUCGACUGUUGUUGGGUAAUCUCCCUAGUUCGUCAGAUAUCUUCAUGCUUCGUUUACCAGGAUCUGAUGAUAUUUCACCAGUAAUACAGCGAAAGGUACUGGAACACCUGGUUUGCAGUCGAUCAUAUUCAAAUCGUUCUCUACUACCGCGUGUUACGAACAAUAUUAACAGUACCAGUCCCAUUUAUGACAGGAUUGUUCGUGAUAGUGAUAUUUCUAGAAGAUCUCAAGCUAUUUCAAAAUCCAGCAGACCACGUAAUUAUCAACUAAAAUUUAUAAAGAAUAUGAAAAACAUUGGUUUUAAUUCCUUCUCUAAAUAUUGGCAGCAUAGCGAUCGGAAAAAAGAAGGGUGUGAUAAAACGGAAGGAACCUAUUCAAAUGAUAAACUUCUAAAACAUUCACCGUCAAAGAGAAGUGAUAGAUUUUCUAGAAAACAUCGAAUUAACCAUAAUCGAAUAAGUAGUAAUUUUGGUGAGUAUGAUAGUAACUGUUUGGUUUUGAAUGAAUUUCCAAAUGCUAAUUUUGUUUCGGAAACUGAUCAUUGCAAAAGUAACGCUGAUAACUUGGAUCAUGAUAAAAAGAGUAAUGUACGUAUUGAUCAGAAAGAAGUGGACGUUAUACUGAACAAUCAAAUAUUCUUAGGUCUAAUAAGUAUGCAGUAUCAGGCAAAUCCUCAAGUUGUGAAGUCCAUUAAACAACUUCAUCAAGCUUGUAUACGAUUUGUACAUUUUUCUCGAGAAAAUGAACUUCGAAGUAGAGUGUUCGCUGAACGUUUGGGGUUAGAAUGUGGUUGGAAUUGUCAUAUAUCGCUUAAGAGUCCUAAUUCUGUUAGUAAUCGCAAAUCCGUUGGUCUGCCUAAAGAAUUCCGUAAAAGCUAUAAAUUUUCAUUUGGAACUGAUUUGUUCGUCACUGAAGGAAAAUACUUUGUUGGUUCUCAUCAGACUAAGCGAUGGUCAAGUUCUCCGGCACUAGCAACGUCAUAUUUUUCAAAAUUCGGGUCCACAUCUGAUCCACAGUUCUUUCAAUCUACUCCAUUUCCUGAGUAUUGUGAAGCAAACUGUUUGAAAUCAAUCUCUCCAUGUUUGAAUUCCCGACAAAUUGACUCUGACUUUGAAUCUUCAUGCUCUCAUGAUCAUAUUAACAAUAAUUUCGCUCAUGCUGUGUCUACCAGUUACCUUCAGCAGAUUCGUUCAAACGAAAUAGGUCCAAAGGAAUCAUUCGGUUCAUAUCACUUGUCCUCGUCAAGUAAUUCAACUAGUUCUGUAUCGCUCUCAGUAGAUGGACAAAGUGAUAAUUCUGAAGAAAUAAAAUUGUCGGAAUUGUUGGUCAGGAACAAGUCCCGACUUCCAUGUGGAAUCGAUAGCAUACGCCCACAUUUAGAAAAUGUCGAUAACGUUCCAUUACAAGUAUCAUUGUUUACUGAUUGUACACCUAAAGCUGUUAGCGAAAUGAUUCAAAUAAUGAAAGAAUAUGGGGAUACUGUUUGCCUAAUUGGAAGCUGUUAUUCAUUAACCAACUAUGUAUUAUUUCAACAAAGUGAUGUAGCUAUUGCUGUGAAACCUAUUCUACCCUACUCGAAUUGUCAAUUUGCAAAUACCAAGUACAUUGUCUCGAAUCAAUCUGUUGAUCGGUUAACAAGUGAUCUCCAGUCAGAAGAGUUUAGUUGUUCGAAAAAAAACCCGACUUCUACACAUCAGGAAAGUGAUACUACAAAUUUUAAUACAUUCGACAUUGCUGCACAUCUUGUACACUUAGUUACACCUUGUCUUUUAGAUAUAGAGAAAACAGGAUUUCAUGUUUACGAUCUUAUUGUUGAGGCUCACGCCAGUGUUAAUAACCUCUAUCAUUGUUUGGUGUUCAGUUCAACAACUCCGUUAGCAGUUGGUUUACUACAAUUACUACUAUUAAUAAUCGGGUUGCCUACACGACCUGUUGUUUUGCUAGAUGUGCGAUCAAAUCUUCAACAAGGUGAAUUAAUUUGGCUGCCUGUGGAACCAUUUCGAUCAGUUAUUUUUGGUUCAAGUGAAAUUUUUGGUAAUUUAAGCAAAACUGAUAAGCACACUAACAUUAAUUUGUUACACUACAGUUCGGAUUGGAAUUUAGAACCAAGUCUUAGCAUUGGUCAAUUAUUUUGGCUACUUUUCAUUGUCAUGCCAUCUUUAACAUUAUCUUUAAUUGAUAGGCGAGUGGAAAGAAACCAACCGUUACGUGAGCCACCGAUUAAGCGUAAUAAACUAUUUACUAAGAAGAGAUGCUUACGCUUUACUUUAGUGACUUGUUCUCGUUUCAUACCGUCACUGUUAAUUUGUCUAUUUUGCGAAAUUGGUCAUCUUUUAUGGGCUCAACAGCUUGAAGAUUGUCACCAAUCAUUUCACAGUAUUUAUACAAAUAAGUUUAAUGGAACAAAUCCCCUAAUUAAGGAUCCCAAGGCAUAUGCUAAAACACUAUCAUCAUCUUAUGCCCUUCAAGAAUCAUGUCUAUCCAAAUUGUCUAUAUUAAUAUACAGUUUAAAGGAUUUAAUCUUCUAUCAGCUAAUCAUGUACCUAAGUAUGUGAAGUGGAUUUAGUUGUUUUUUAAUUUUAUGAUAUUUUUUCCAAUAACAUGUAUAUGCAUCGUAUUACCAUUGUUACUAAUUAUGUCAUCGUAAAUAGCUGCAAUGUAGCACAUGAAUAUUUUGUAGACAAUAUUGUCAUAGACAGCUAUUAUGAAAGGUGUUUAACCUAUAUACUCUGGUUUUAAGUUCGGUUUUUUCUUUAAUUCACUACUGAUCUUCAAAAAUGCGUAUGUGUGAUACUAUGGGUAAAAGUAUAGUCUCAUUGAUUACUUUAUGAUCAUUUUUAAUUAGUGGUUAUCUUUUGCUAAGUCAUAGUCAUAUUAUCUCUGGUGAAUAUGCUGUAUUUAAGUUACAUUCUCUAACAAAUUCAACCCGUUGAUUAGUCGUUUCUGUUUUGUGAUGUCUAUUUAAAUGGAAUUUAAUGGUUGUGUCUGUCAGAAAAACAUCUGCUUGGUCACUUGAACAAUCCUAGUAGUCGUCUUUUGGUCAUUUUAGCCAUCAUAAUAAUUUGUAUGUGUGCAAACUCAGUUAAAAGGUUAUUUAUAUUUUGAAUUCACGAGUCAGUUAGUGUGUUACUGAUUGAAAUCCGUUUAUCGAAACAUGUAGCAUAGUUGUUAGUGUUUAAUAAAAUAUAUAUUGCACAUUUGUAGGAAACGUGACCCAAGUCUUAUAUUUCACAUAAGCACUAGUCUAUGUUGUUCAUUAAUUUAAAACGAGUUAAGAGCAUUCCUUAACUCACCUAUCAAUAGUUGAUACUCAUUACCUUAAUGUACUAAUAAUAUAAUAAUGAUAACGACUUGAGCCGAUCCAUGCUGCUUCUUUCAUUGUUCAACACUGUAGUUAGACAUGGUGCUUACAGUAUUUGUAAGAUACAUCUAUGCAGUUUGGAGAUAAAAAGACCACUUUGUCUAUCACUGAGCUACCAGGUUAUGUAAUAUUAACGCACCUUAAUGUAAAUGUUAUAUAUAGUUUAUUUCUAACCAUCUAAAUUACACAUGGUUGGUUGAUUUUAGUAAUAUAGAAAAUGUAUAUUACGUUCUGAAUCAAUGAGGUAGUCCUCAAUUCAUUCCUCUCACUAUUCUUUGCUUAUUAAUUACAUCUAGUCAUUGUAAAAAGCCAUUUGCUUAAUUCGCUUUUUUAUUUGUUUCCAGUUGUUAUAUCAUUUUCUUAUGCAA